CUGAUAAUUGCAGAUAAUAUGCUUUUCAACGCAGUGGCAUGCCUAGCACUCGUGGUGGGAGGAGUUGCCACCCCCAUGCCAACAUUGGUCUCGAGGAGCGCGUCAAACACGACCUCUUGCAAUCGUGACUGUAUGGAAACCAUGGUUACCAAAGUCCUAGAUUCAAUGGUGGCGCACGACCCAUUCAGACUCCCACUAGCGGAAGUGUACAAGGCAACCGAGAACUCGCACCCUGCUGCCGUUAACAUGAUGACCCUCUGGCGCACCGUCACCAAGGCCAGCUCGCCAAACGUACUAGCAAUCGAUACCACACAAGGCCAGGCAUACUUCAUGCUACCAAUUACCGAAGGGAACGCCACCAUUCAAAGUAUUCUUUGGGGCCGCAUCAAAGUAUCCCAGCAGUUGAUUACUGAGUUCGAGCUGUUCGUCAACCGCGGUAAAGGUGAGGACGGGUUCGCCUUCGAUGUCGAAAAUCUCCCCGAUAAUUUCAAGCGGUGGCAGUACCCGCCAAAAGAUCGAACAAAGGCGACCCGGGACCAGUUGGCGCGUCUCGCUGCCUCGAGCUUCAAUGCGAAUGACAACUUUACGGUGGACAUGGCCUCGGACUGCCAAUUCACUGAAAUGGGCUGGGUGGUGAAGAACGCCGCGUGUAAUUGGAUGCCUGAUCGACCGACCGAUUUGAAUGCCCGCACUGUGGUCAUCGACGAGCAACUAGGCAUUGUCGUCACGGCUGGCGUGGUUCCGGGAAAGGUCUACCCCUACGCGACCUUCUCGGCCUUCAUUCCGGACUCGAUGGAGUCUUCGCAGGCGACGCAGGAUACGUGGUACUCAAUUCAGAAGUCUGAGGGGUAUAUCUAUUUGGUUGAACCGAUGCACACCCUGUCUACCAGUUUCAAUGUUUUUCAGUACUACAACAAUCAGCUCCAGGGUGAGCAGUUUAACGUCUACCUGACUGCGCCGCAGAAUGGAACGAACUGGGCUUAA
Aspergillus calidoustus is the source of this 984-nucleotide messenger RNA. Lineage: Eukaryota; Fungi; Ascomycota; Eurotiomycetes; Eurotiales; Aspergillaceae. The record is from the annotation of a GenBank genome assembly.